AGCAGGUAAGUACAGUCAUCCCUGCGGGGCCGCUGUGGGGACAGCUCAGUGCUGGGGACAGGCGAUGCGCGUUCAAGCCGGGGGAGGCGCGCCCGGAGUCACCGAUUUCCAGGAUAGGGGAGAGUUCCAGCCGGUGAGGGGACGCGCCCCGGAACGAACAGACUCUUAGCAGCCGGGGACCGGCAUUGUGUGACUGCUAGAGGGAACACGGAGUGCUGGCACCUUGGUUGGAUCGGACAGCCCGCGGGUCACCAUGGCGCUAUUAGCUGAGCUGUACACUCAGUUCAACAGGGUCUGGAUCCCCGACGCAGAGGAAGUGUGGCGUUCUGCUGAAAUUACAAAAGAUCUGAAGAUCGGGGACACUGUGCUCCAUUUGUGUUUGGAAGAUGGAACUCACUUGAAGUAUCCAGUGGAACCUGAAAAGCAGGUUCUCCCCCCUCUAAGAAAUCCAGAUAUUCUUGUUGGUGAAAAUGACCUCACAGCCCUCAGUUAUUUGCACGAGCCAGCUGUUCUGCACAAUCUCAAAGUUCGAUUUGUGGAGUCCAACGUUAUUUAUACAUACAGUGGUAUUAUCUUGGUUGCAAUCAAUCCAUACAAGGAGCUCCCAAUCUAUGGAGAUGCAAUUAUCCAUGCAUACAGUGGGCAAAAUAUGGGAGACAUAGAUCCGCAUAUAUUUGCUGUUGCAGAAGAGGCCUACAAACAAAUGGCAAGGAACAAUAGAAAUCAGUCCAUUAUUGUUAGUGGAGAAUCUGGAGCAGGAAAGACAGUGUCAGCUCGAUAUACUAUGAGGUACUUUGCCACAGUCAGUAAAACAAGCAGCAAAGCACACGUGGAAGAUAAAGUGCUGGCAUCCAAUCCAAUAACAGAGGCUAUUGGAAAUGCAAAAACCACUCGAAAUGAUAACAGCAGUCGCUUUGGAAAGUAUACUGAAAUCAGUUUUGAUAGAAGGUAUAAAAUUAUUGGUGCAAACUUGAGAACGUAUCUUCUGGAAAAAUCCCGGGUAGUCUUUCAGUCAGAAAAUGAAAGGAAUUACCACAUAUUUUACCAGCUUUGUGCUUCUGCCAACAAACCGGAAUUUGAACACCUUCAUCUAACGAGAGCAGAAGAGUUCAACUACACUUCAAUGGGUGGCUGCACAGUUAUAACGGGAGUUGAUGACAAAAAAGAUAUGUUGGAUACACAAAAGACAUUUGCUUUAUUAGGUUUAGGCACAGACUUUCAGAUGGAUGUAUUUAAAGUCGUAGCAGCUAUCCUGCACUUAGGAAAUGUGGAGAUCAAGCGUGUCAGUGAUGAUAGAUCCUCUGUUGAUGUAAAUGACAAACACUUGAAGAUAUUUUGUGAUCUUCUGAAUCUAGAAGCCUCAAAGGUGGCACAGUGGCUGUGCAACCGGAGAAUUGUGACUGUAUCAGACACUGUUAUAAAACCCAUGACCAAACAGCAAGCUGACAAUGCAAGGGAUGCUUUGGCCAAGAAAAUCUACUCUCACCUUUUUGAUUAUGUCAUCGAUAAAAUAAAUAAUGCAUUACAGUACCCAGGGAAACAACAUACAUUUAUAGGUGUCCUUGAUAUUUAUGGGUUCGAAACAUUUGAAAUUAACAGUUUUGAACAGUUUUGCAUCAAUUAUGCCAAUGAGAAGCUGCAGCAACAGUUCAACCUUCAUGUUUUCAAGCUUGAGCAGGAAGAAUAUAUGAAGGAAGACAUCCCAUGGACUCUUAUUGACUUUUAUGAUAACCAAAUAGUAAUUGACCUCAUUGAAGCAAAGAUGGGCAUUUUGGACCUGCUAGAUGAAGAGUGCCUGCUGCCGCAAGGAACAGACGAAAACUGGUUACAGAAGCUGUAUAAUAACUACCUUAACAAGAACCCCUUGUUUGAAAAGCCCCGAAUGUCCAACAGAUCAUUCAUUAUACAGCACUUUGCAGAUAAGGUAGAAUAUAAGUGUGAUGGAUUUUUGGAGAAAAACCGAGACACUGUGUAUGAUGUUUUAAUUGAUCUUCUGAGGACUAGUAAGUUUCAGCUGUGCUCCAGCUUUUUUCAAGACAACACAAGCAAGUCAGCACAAUUCAGUUCUGGAAUCCAGGUGAAAUCUGCAAGACCUGCGAUAAAAUCAUCAAAUAAAGAGUUCAGAAUGACUGUGGGAAGCAAGUUUCGGAACUCGUUAUGUUUGCUCAUGGAGACCCUUAAUGCAACAACACCACACUAUGUACGAUGCAUAAAGCCCAACGAUUUAAAACUUCCAUUUGAGUUUGAUGCCAAAAGAGUAGUUCAACAGCUACGAGCCUGUGGAGUUCUAGAAACCAUAAGAAUCAGUGCACAAAGCUACCCUUCCAGGUGGACAUACAUUGAGUUCUUUGGCCGUUACAGCAUUCUUAUGACUCAGCAGGAACUGUCCCUGAAUGAUAAGAAAUACAUUUGCAAAAUAGUACUGCAAAGACUGAUCCAGGAUUCCAACCAAUAUCAGUUUGGAAGAACCAAAAUCUUCUUCAGAGCUGGCCAGGUGGCUUACUUAGAAAAAUUGAGAUCAGACAAGCUAAGGAAUGCCUGCGUCAUAAUCCAAAAGAGCGUACGAGGAUGGGUGCAAAAGAAGAAGUUUAGCCGGGCCCGGCGUUCGGCCAUUGUCAUACAGCAGUAUUUCCGGGGCCAGAGAGCUGUUAGGCAAGCAAUAAGUGGAAAAGCCCUGAAGCAUGCUUGGGCAGCAAUCAUUAUCCAGAAAUAUGUUCGGGGAUUCUUAGUCCGUCGCAUCUACCAACUUAUCCUGGUGGCCACAGUGACCAUUCAGUCAUUCACACGUGGUUACUUGGCUAGGAAGAGAUAUCACAAGAUGCGAGAAGAGCACAAGGCUUUAAUACUGCAGAAAUACGCCCGUGCUUGGCUGGCAAGGCGAAGGUUCCAGAACGUCCGUCGUUUUGUGCUCAACAUCCAGCUUUCCUACAGAGUGCAGCGCCUGCAGAAAAAACUUGAAGAUCAGAACAAAGAGAACCAUGGGCUGUUGGAACGUCUGACAAGCCUUGCGUCGUCACACACACACGAUGUGGAUAAAGUGCACAAACUCGAAUCGGAGCUGGAAAAAAUUUCCUCCCAAAAGAAACAUCUGGAUGAAAAGGGAAAGAAGUACAAGGAAGAAGCUGAGGAGAAAAUGACAAAGCUUCAAGCCCAAAAUGCUGAACUUCUUGAGCAGAAACAUCAAAUGGAAGUAAAACUCGAGACCAAAACCCAAGAAAUGAAAGAUCAGAUGGAUCAGCUCACUAACCAACUAUUCACUGAUGUGGAGAAAGAAGAAAAACAAAGGAUGAAACUUGAGAAACAUUUUGAAGCCCAGGUUACUGAAUUCGACACUAUGAUAGAAAAAUUAAAAGAUGAAAUCCAAGUGUUAAAGGAGAGGAAUAAGCAUCUCCUGAAGCAGGCAGAAGAAGAGCAACUUGUCAAUGAUGGUUUAAGAGAAGAGAUAGACCAACUUUCCAUCCAAGUAAAGAAAAUACCAACAUUUCAAACAGAUAUUGAGCUUCUUGAAAACCAGAAAAGGGAUUUAGAACAUCAACUACAGGAACAAAAGCGUGAAAUGAGAGAAAAGUUGGAUGAAAUGGCAAAACAGCUUCUGAACAGUUUUGAAAUAGAGGAUGUUAAAGCUAGACUGGCUGAAGAGGAACUAGGAAAUCUAAAUGAAGAUGGGGAAAUAUGGUUUGCUUAUGAAGGUCUGAAAAAAGCAACCAGAAUACUAGAAGCUCAUUUUCAGACACAGAGAGAGAACUAUGAAAAGGAUAUUGAGUUGUUGAACUUUAAGGUCGAGCACCUCCAUGAUGACAUUAAACAGAUACAGAAUUCUUACAUGGAGGAAAAAGACUCAAAGGAGAGCAUCACUCUUGAAGUUGAAAGGCUGAGAUCUGAUAAUAAGGUGGUUAAGGAUCUGAGGAAAAAGUUGGCUGAACUUGAGGAACAAAACAUGGACCUACAGGGCCGUCUCUAUGAGCAAACUAUGAAAUUGCCUGAAAAAUCUAACCGCAGGAAAAAUUAUCCUGAUGAGGAUGAAGUAUCCCUCAAACUGUGGAAUGGUCAGAGAGAAAAUGAUAUGGCAAAUGUCAAAAUACAAGCAAUUCAGACAGACAAUAUGUAUAUGAAGGAACAAAAUGAAGCAGACACCAGGGACUUUGAAGAACAGGUAGAUAUGAAAGACCGAACAAUCAGGAAACUUCAAGAUCAGAUAAAGGCUCUUACGAAGUCCAUUGAAAAGGAUGAUGAAGUAAGGGUGCCAACAGUGUUUAAAGAUUAUUUGGGAAUGCUGGAGUUUGCUUCAGAAGAUGAAUCAAAACUUAUCAGGAAUCUUAUUCUAGACCUCAAACCUCGUGGUGUUGUAGUCAACAUGAUCCCAGGCCUGCCAGCUCACAUUAUGUUCAUGUGUGUGAGGUACACAGACUACAUAAACAAUGCUGAAAGAAUAAAAUCUCUGAUGAAUGCUUCCAUUAACAGCAUCAAACAGGUUAUUAAGGAACAUGCAGAUGAUUUUGAGAUGUUGUCAUUCUGGCUUUCCAAUGUCCACCAUUUUCUAAACUGCUUAAAGCAGUACAGCGGGGAAGAGGAAUUUAUGAAAUAUAACCAGCCCCUUCAGAAUAAGAACUGCUUAAAGAAUUUUGAUCUGUCAGAAUAUAGACAAAUUAUCAGCGAUUUGGCAAUCCGGAUAUAUCAUCAGUUCAUUACUGUAAUGGAGAACAACCUUCAGCCAAUGAUAGUGCCUGGCAUGCUGGAAUAUGAAAGCCUUCAUGGAAUUUCAGUCUCCAAACCAACAGGAUUCCGUAAACGUUCAUCUAGUAUAGAUGACACAGACUCUUACACUAUGACCUCAAUUCUACAGCAGCUUAGUUAUUUUUAUACGACUAUGUGCCAGCAUGGCAUGGACCCUGAGCUCCUGAAACAAACAAUGAAGCAGCUUUUUUUCCUGAUUGCCACUGUCACCAUCAACAGUCUUUUCCUUCGCAAGGACAUGUGCUCGUGUAGAAAAGGAAUGCAGAUUCGGUGUAAUAUCAGUUACCUUGAAGAAUGGCUGCAAGGCAAGAAUCUUCAGGGGGCUACAGCCAAAGAAACAUUGGAGCCCCUUUCCCAGGCAGCAUGGCUAUUACAAGUAAAAAAGAUUACAGAUGAUGACGCCAAAGAAAUCUAUGAACGUUGUACUGCACUUUCAUCUGUGCAGAUUGUAAAGAUCCUUAACUCCUACACUCCAAUUGAUGAUUUUGAGAAACGCGUAACGCCAUCCUUUGUACGCAAGGUCCAGUCCAUGCUAAACAACAGAGAAGACUGCUCUCAGUUAAUGCUGGAUAGUAAAUACCUCUUCCAAGUGACAUUUCCUUUCAGCCCAUCUCCCCACGCACUGGAGAUGAUUCAAAUUCCCAGCAGUCUGAAACUUGGCUUCCUAACAAGAAUCUGAAACUCAGGGGAAAGAGGCCACGUGAGUUCUGGCUACAAAAGCAACAUAAAAGCCUCUUCCAGGAAUCUUAUCUGAGGAUGCACCAGUGGCUUUUUUAUUUAGGCAACUGAACCUGUUACUUUGUUAGAAAUAAUCCGAAGAGGCUAUUUUUACAUGACCUUUAGUUUCAGGUUUGUCUGGAAAAGUUGUCUUCCCAACACUGAAUAAACUUGUGUAAGACUAGAGCAUAGACAUUUACAGCGUGUGCCUAGCAAAUGCCUGCCAUAGCGCACUGUCUUGGACAUAUGUAUCUGUUAAAUAAAUGCAGUUUUUAAAAAUGGAA
This is a messenger RNA of Xenopus tropicalis (tropical clawed frog), 5735 nucleotides long. RefSeq names its product myosin VC (gene myo5c). Gene Ontology annotation, molecular function: cytoskeletal motor activity; ATP binding. NCBI's taxonomy places the organism in Eukaryota, Metazoa, Chordata, Amphibia, Anura, Pipidae. The coding region runs from base 254 to 5413 and encodes 1719 amino acids. The transcript is spliced from 41 exons. Gene Ontology annotation, cellular component: myosin complex. The record is from RefSeq and is a predicted model, not a curated record.